AUAUAUAAUGAUAUAUAUUUUAAAGAAACAAAGUAAUAAAGAUAAAUAAUUAGUCAUGAGUUCUAAACUGCGCAAAAUAUCCGUUAGGGUUGUUUCUAAACGAUUGCAACAGAUAUUUGAAGAAGAUACCAAUUGUGAAAUUGUUAAUUCAAAGAUGCAUGGAGAGUUAAAUAAUUUCCCCUCUACAUCUAAUAUAUCAACAGAAGACAUUUUUCCUGCUAUAAGUGAAAACAUAGUAGAUAACAAAUCAAAUUUUGGAACUGUAGGAAAUAUAUUUUCGCAUAACAAUGAUAAUUUUGAAAAUGAAUUUGAUCAUAUUCGAAAUCCUUAUAUUGAUGAUGAUGAAGAUGACGAUGAUGAUUAUGAAACAUUGUCCCCUGAUUUAACUACAUUAUUAGCUGAUUGGGCUGUCCAGUUUAGUAUUACGUUGACUGCUUUAUCAUCUCUACUGUGUAUUCUCCGUCUGUUUCAUCCUAGUUUGCCAAAAGAUGCAAGAACUAUUUUAAAAACUAAACGCAAUUUUAUAAUUGAGCUUCGAGCAGGUGGUGAUUACUUCUAUUUUGGCUUGAUUAAUAGUUUAACGAUUAUAUUAAAUCACUUUUAUGAUAAAAUUGCUAAUUUUUCAACGCUUUAUGUGCAGCUAAAAGUCGAUGGUUUACCUUUGUUUAAAAGCAGCAAUAUUUCAUUUUGGCCUAUUUUGUGUCUUCUGCAAGGUUUUAAUAUUAAAAAACCUGUUUUAGUUGGUCUUUUUUGUGGAGUAGCUAAACCAAACAAUUUGAUAGAUUAUUUUGGCGAUCUUGUAAUAGAGUUAAAUAAACUUGGAAAAGGAUUUUUAUUUCGUGAAAAAGAAAUUUCUAUCAAAACUUGUAGUAUAAUUUGUGAUGCUCCUGCUAGAGCAUUUGUUAAAGCUGUAAAAGGUCACAAUGCAUAUUAUGGUUGUGAUAAAUGUAACCAAAUUGGUAAGUAUAAAGCUAAUCGAAUGACCUACCCAUUGGUAGAUGCACCUGUGCGAACUGAUGAAAGUUUUAGAUUAAUGCACAAUGAUGAUCAUCAUUUGAAAAUUGGGGAAAAUUUCAUUCGAAGUCCAUUUUUGGAUAUUGAUAUUGGAAUGGUCACUCAAUUUCCGCAUGAUUAUAUGCAUUUAGUUUGUUUGGGAGUUCAAAAGAAAAUGAUUAAGUUGUGGUUGUCGGGACCAUUGUUUUGUCGAUUACGCUCAUCUUCUGUUGAAAGCAUAUCAAAUGCUUUAAUUUUUUUAGGCAAAUGGCUUCCCACUGAAUUUGCGCGAAAACCUCGUUCACUCAAAGAAGUUUCACGAUGGAAGGCAACCGAAUUUCGCCAAUUUUUGUUGUAUACAGGUGCUGUUGUUUUACAUAAUGUGCUUCCAAUUGAGUUGUAUAAUAAUUUUAUGCUGUUAUAUGUAGCCACAUUUCUUUUAGCAAGUCCAACUUAUUGUGUAUCUAGAUGUAGUUAUUCUAAAACUUUAUUAAUUAAUUUUGUUAACCAUUUUGGACUAUUGUAUGGCCAGGAAAUGAUCGUUUACAAUGUUCAUAGUUUAAUCCAUUUGGCUGAUGAUGUUCAACAGCAUGGGACUUUAGAUAAAAUAUCUGGAUUUCCAUAUGAAAAUUACUUGCAGCAUUUAAAAAAAAUGAUAAGAAAACCACAACAUCCUUUAGCUCAAAUUAUUCGUAGACAGUCGGAACGUGAUGCUGUAAUAAAUGACUUUUUACCUAAUAUUAAAUAUUUUUACAGCAGUUGAAAAAGAGCUUCUUAUUUCAGUAGAGAACCUGAACAAAAAGUUAGAUACAAAUAAUGCCUUAAUAAGUCAACUUAUUGGAAUGCUUAAACAAAACAGGGAAGCAAUUUUGGUUGAUGAACCUUUCGAAAUUCCAGUAAAUGAUGAGUCAAGCUUACUCAAAUUAAACGAAAACAUCGAAUCAGAUAAGAAAGUUAUGAAUGCACUGAGCAUGAAAUUGGCAUCCCAUGGUGGCUCAACAAUUAAGAGGACUGUUUGGAAUUUAAUUCCAAUGGUGAUUGGCACCAAUAUA
This is a messenger RNA of Hydra vulgaris (swiftwater hydra), 2045 nucleotides long. RefSeq lists its product as uncharacterized. NCBI's taxonomy places the organism in Eukaryota, Metazoa, Cnidaria, Hydrozoa, Anthoathecata, Hydridae. The record is from RefSeq and is a predicted model, not a curated record.